Molecule: messenger RNA, 3381 nt
Organism: Rhipicephalus microplus (southern cattle tick)
Lineage: Eukaryota; Metazoa; Arthropoda; Arachnida; Ixodida; Ixodidae
Source: RefSeq, a predicted model, not a curated record
AUGGACGCCAUUAUAAAGGAGUGCAGGCACUUUGAGCAGGCUAAGAGCCGGCACAUCAACGGCGCGUUUGCCCGGCUUCUCAACACGGCUGCAACAUCGUCGUGUGAAGAUCGCGAGAGAACGCAGUCACCGGCACCCGUUCCACCAUACCAGGUGACUAGAAUCGUAAGGCGCUCUACAGAAGAAGAAAUGAGGCCUCACCUGCUGUUCACUGCACUAGCCGCCUUCGCGCUCCUUAACUCAGGCUAUGCCGUGCCACAUGAAGGUUCGUCAUCUGAAGACUCAAACGCAAUUGCUGAACAAGAUGACCACAAACAUGAUGAUGGAGGCUUCCCAAAGGAACAAUCCCAAACUGAAACAGAAAAAAACAAAAGCGAUCCUGAAACAAGCACAUCGUCCCCGAAAGAUAGCAGUAAGAGCCACCAAGAUGAAGCGCGUGAAGAAAACCUAGGUUCCAGCAAGAGUACAACAGGAGCAGACAGUGGUAGCCAACAUGAAGAGCUAGAACAAAAAGAUGACUCCGAAGAGACGACUACAGAAUGUGGUUCAACUUCUGAAGGAGACAACGGCAGCCAAGAUGAAGAGGGUGACAAAAACCAAGACCCCAGUGAGACUACAAAACCGGUUUCAACUGGAACUGAAGCAGACAGUGAAAACAAAGAUGAACAGCUAGACGAGAAUGAGAACUCCGAAGAGACGACUACAGAAUGUAACUCAACCUCAACUGAGGAAGACAAAGACAGUCAAGCUGAACAGCGUGAAGAGAAGGAAGGCUCCGACAGUCCUACUGAAGGAGAAAUGAGACCCCGGCUCGUCUUCGUCGCCCUGGCCGCAUUCGUUCUCCUGAACUUAGGCCAUACCGCGCCACAUGAGCGAACAUCAUCUGAGCACUCUGAACCAGACGAAAAUGAGUUUUCUGAUGGGGGCUCUCGAAAGCCAACACCCUUAAUUGAAAGUAGCAGAAGUGAUGCAGAGACGAGCACAUCAACAUUGAAUGGAAGCAACAACAGCCACCAAGACGAAGUAAAUGACCAGGAGGAAGACUGCGAUGAGGCGAAUACAGAAUCAGGCUCAACUAUCCCCGCAGCAGACAGUGCAAGCCAAGUUGAGAAGCUUGCAGAGGGCGAAGACUCUAAACAUACCAUGAAAUCCGGCACAAACUCAAGCGAAACAGACAGUGGCAGCCAAGACAAUGUCCACGAAGAGGACGAACACUCCAACGAAACUAAUGUUUCUGGCCCGACCUCAACCGAAGAAAACAUUGAAAGUCAAGAUGAUGAGCCCGAACAAGGAGAAAAAAGCACCGGAACUACUACAGAAUGUGGCCUAAUCUCAGCUGAAACCAACAAGGACAGCCAAGACGAACAGAACGAAGAAGAUAAAAAACACUUCAACGCAAUCACUGCAGAACCUGGCACAGUCUACACCAAUGCGAAUAGUGGCAGCAACGAUAAAGAGCGCGAAGAGGAGGACGACUGCAAUGAGGAGACUGCAGACUCGGGCUCAACCUCAACGAAUCAAGACGUUGGAAGCCAAGAUGAAGCCCAUGAAGAGGAAGGAGAAUCCAGCAAGACUAAACAAUCAGGCUCAACAAUAACCGAAGAAAACAGUGGAAACCAAGACAACGAGCAGGGAGUGAAUAAAGAAUCCGAUCCAUCUGGCUCAACCAUAAGCGAAGAAAACAGUGGAAGCCAAGAUGAAGGGAAUGAAGAGCAGAACUCCGACAACGUGAGUACAGAAUCUGGCUCAAACACAACCGAAGCCAACAGUGGAAGCAAAGAUGAAGAGCACGAAGUGGACGAAGACUGCAACGAAACAACAGAAGCUGUGUCAACCGAAACCGAAAAAAACAGUGAAAGCCAAAAUGAAUGGAACGAAGAGCAGCAAUCCACCAACGCAGCUGCAGAAACUGGCUCUAACUUGACUGAAGCCAACAGUGGAAGCCAAGAUGAAGAGCAUGGAACGGACAAAGACUGCAACAAAACAACAGAAGCUGGCUCAACCAAAACCGAAGUAAACAGUAGAAACGAAGACGACGAGCAGGAAGAGGACGAAGAAUCCCAGAAAACUAAACCAUCUGGCUCAACCAAAACAGAAGAAAACAGUGGAAGCCAAGAUGACCAGCACGAAGAUGACGAUGACACCAAUGAAACGACCGAAUCUGGCUCAACGACAACCGAAGAAAACAGUGGAGGCGAAGAUGGCGAGGACAAAGACUCCAAGAAAAAUAAACCAUCUGACUCAACCAUAACCGAAGAAAACGGUGGAAGCCAAGAUGAAGGAAAUGACGAGCAGAACUCCGAGAACGUAAGUACGGAAUAUGGCCCAAACACGACUGAAUCCCACAGUGAAAGCCAAGAUGAAGAGCCCGAAACAGAUGAAAACUGCAACGAAACCACAGAAGCUGGCUCAACCGAAACUGAAGAAAACAGUGAAAGCCAAAAUGAAUGGAACGAAGAGCAGCAAUCAACCAACGAAGCUGCAGAAACUGGUUCAAACUUGACUGAAGCCAACAGUGGAAGCCAAGAUGAAGAGCAUGGAACGGACAAAGACUGCAACAAAACAACAGAAGCUGGCUCAACCAAAACCGAAGAAAACAGUGGAAGCCAAGAUGACCAGCACGAAGAUGACGAUGACACCAAUGAAACGACCGAAUCUGGCUCAACGACAACCGAAGAAAACAGUGGAGGCGAAGAUGGCGAGGACAAAGACUCCAAGAAAAAUAAACCAUCUGACUCAACCAUAACCGAAGAAAACGGUGGAAGCCAAGAUGAAGGAAAUGACGAGCAGAACUCCGAGAACGUAAGUACGGAAUAUGGCCCAAACACGACUGAAUCCCACAGUGAAAGCCAAGAUGAAGAGCCCGAAACAGAUGAAAACUGCAACGAAACCACAGAAGCUGGCUCAACCGAAACUGAAGAAAACAGUGAAAGCCAAAAUGAAUGGAACGAAGAGCAGCAAUCAACCAACGAAGCUGCAGAAACUGGUUCAAACUUGACUGAAGCCAACAGUGGAAGCCAAGAUGAAGAGCAUGGAACGGACAAAGACUGCAACAAAACAACAGAAGCUGGCUCAACCAAAACCGAAGAAAACAGUGGAAGCCAAGAUGACCAGCACGAAGAUGACAAAGACGCCAAUGAAACGACCGAAUGUGGUUCAACGACAACCGAAGAAAACAGUGGAGACCAAGAUGACGAGGACAAAGACUCCAAGAAAACUAAACCAUCAGGCUCAACCAUAACUGAAGAAAACGGUGGAAGCCAAGAGGAAGGAAUGAAGAGCAGAACUCCGAGAACUGAAAGCCAAGAUGAAGAGCCCGAAACGGAUGAAGACUGCAACGAAACUACAGAAAGUGACCCAACCGAACCGAAGAAACAGUGA